Molecule: messenger RNA, 4263 nt
Organism: Calidris pugnax (ruff)
Lineage: Eukaryota; Metazoa; Chordata; Aves; Charadriiformes; Scolopacidae
Product: histamine H3 receptor-like
Exons: 3
Coding region: 423-1625 (400 amino acids)
Biological process (GO): adenylate cyclase-activating adrenergic receptor signaling pathway
Cellular component (GO): membrane
Molecular function (GO): histamine receptor activity
Source: RefSeq, a predicted model, not a curated record
GAACAAUUUCCAGAAAAAGAUGAUGUCCGUAAUGCUAACAAGCAAAACGCCUCUGCAAGGGAGGGAAUGAGAGAGGGAGGAAGGGAAGAAAGCAAGAGAUACUCUCAAACCAGCCCUUCUGACCUCCACAGAUAAGGAUCAGGUUGCUUAAAGAAGAGCUUGCAUUUUAAAAUAUGAGCUUGAAAAACUACAUGUUUCUUGCUGGUAACUUCUAGAGACACACAUGGCUUCAGAUGCAUUGGUAUUUAUUAAAACUACAAAAUUUUACAAAAACUAGAUUUAUCUAGUAUCACAACCUUUUAAUUUUUGUUUAUUGGAUUUUGGGCCCAUCCUGUUUAUCCUCUUUAUGGAUCUCAACCUUUUGGAUAACUCUGCCAGAUGCAGAUAACUCUUCCCCGACUGACCUGACCUGGAGAGGCAACAUGGACAACAGCACUGCCGAAACCCUGCACGUGGCCGGAGCACUUAAUGAGACUUCUCCCACAGAGCCGCCGAGCCCCGAGUUUUCCCUGGGCGUGUUGGUGCUGCUGGCCUUCCUCAUGGCAUUGCUGGCUCUGGUCACCAUCCUCGGAAACGUCCUGGUGAUCCUUGCUUUCAUCAUGGACAGAAACCUCCGGCACCGGAGUAACUAUUACUUUCUCAACCUUGCCAUUUCUGACUUUGCAGUGGGUGCAUUCUGCAUACCUCUCUACAUCCCUUACUGCCUGACGGGGAAAUGGCUCUUGGGAAGAGGCAUCUGCAAGCUCUGGCUAGCUCUGGACUAUCUCCUGUGCACAGCUUCAGUAUUUAACAUUGUUCUUAUCAGCUACGACCGUUUUCUGUCAGUUACAAAAGCUGUGUCUUACAGAGCUCAGCAGGGAACAACAUCCAACCCUGUCAUCAAGAUGGUGGCCAUCUGGGUCUUUGCCUUCCUCCUCUACUGCCCAGCAAUCCUCUUCUGGGAGCAUGUGGCCGGAUACAGCGUGGUAGCGGCCGAUCAGUGCCACGCCGAGUUCUUCGACAACUGGUACUUCCUCCUGUGUGCUUCCACCCUGGAGUUCUUUGUGCCGCUGCUCUCGGUGACCUACUUCAACGUGCACAUCUUCCACAACAUCCAGAGGCGCCAGCGGCACGGGAGCACACAGGACUACCAGCCUGCAAGGCGUGACAGCCUCUCAUGGAGAUUUUGCCUUUUGCCAAGGCCAGGAACAUCAUCUUCUCUGUCGGAAGCAGAGGACAGUGUUUCAUCAUUAAGGUCGUGGAGACCAGCAGUGAUGGCUAACUCUCCAUCUCCAACACAAACCAGUCCCACGUCUCUCAAGAGGAACUUCUCUGUUUCUUUUUGUUCAACGACUGGGUCAAAACUGCAGCAGGACAAGAAAAUUGCAAGGUCACUUGCCAUAAUUGUGUGUGUAUUCGCCAUUUGCUGGGCCCCAUACACUUUGCUAAUGAUUAUUCGUGGGGCCUGCAAAGGAAAGUGCAUCCAUAACUCCUUGUAUGAAAUAACCUUUUGGCUUUUGUGGAUAAAUUCCUCUUUGAACCCAAUUCUUUACCCUGUCUGUCAUAUGAGGUUUCGAAUGGCUUUCAUGAAAAUAUUAUGUCCCAAAACGUUUGCAACAUUGAGAUCACGUAACACACCUUCUUAGAGAGUUAAAACAAAUGACUUACAGAUAAGGUUCCUCUCAUAUUUAGUGCUAUUUUUCCAUAUGUAUCUUCAACAGAAAUAGAGAAAAAAGGUUUGUUUACCAAUGACGCUGGUUAAGAGUGCAGCUGAGGUAGAUGUUUCCCCUGAUUCUGCUAGUCUUCAGGAUCUUGUUUUUGUUUUUGCUGGUAUGAUGCCAGGUUAAACACCACUUAGUACACAGAAAAGAAUAACAAGUUUUGCUGGAUAUGCUUCUUGGUUUGUGGGUUUGAGGUACUUUCUUUUUUCCCCACUUUUUUUUUCUAUUUUUAUAUAGAGCUGGUACUAUGAAAGAACUCUGCUAGAGAUACCUCCAUAGAGGUUCAUUGGAAGGAGAUACCUCUUUGUGUAUGUGUUUAGUUAACAUUUAUGGCCUAUUUGUGAACCUAAAGCUAUCAGUGAAGAAGCAGUUCUGCUACAUUUUUGAAAGGUUGUAUAAAUGCUCACAGGAGCAGUACAAUUCCAUUUAGAAAACUGUUAUGAAGACAAGACAGUGCCCUGUAGUCUUUAUAAUUCCCACAGUUAGUAAUAUGCAAGUGAACGGGCUGCCUAAUCUGGCAUAUCUGUCCUUCUCUAAUUAUAAUGUAGUCCAUACUAUAUGUUGCAGGACACAGUACACAUCCAAUCACUGGAUGAUUUUCAUAGAACGGAAGUUUCCAUGGUAAUGGAAUUUUGAAAUUGGUUAUCAAAAUUGUCACGGGCAUAAAUGGUUGUUACCCUUUUCACCAGUACUGUCUUUUCUUCUGACAGUGGCUGCCUCUUUGGUUGUGCUUAAAUGAUAUUCAGUGUCAGAUUUGUGCGCUUUUUGAUUAAGAUAGGUUGGGCUUGGGCACACGAUCACAUUCCCACUAAAUUAGCAGAGCAAGCAACACAAAGUUCAUGCUGGAUUUAUGAUUUUGGCUGGCUGUGCGAGAAUAGACAAUACCCUCUCGGGUGCAAAGCUUUGCAAGUGCAAAGAUAUUCCAUCAAAACGCCUGGAACAAAUUUCAACCGACAGAGUUAUUUUUAUACUAGAUCAGUUCUUUGUAUCCUGUUACUGUGACAUUAUAUGGAUUUUCUCUGCCACUGAACCAGUAUCAAACAGAGGUUUGAAAGCUGACACAGAGGUGUCUUAAUAAAUAAAGCAGCUGUUAAUAAAUAAAGCAGUUGAAUAUGCAGUGCUGAAAGGAGUGGGUAGAUGUGUUGGAGAAGGCAAUGGAGCUUGAUUAUUACACAUUCCAUGUGCCAAACUUUCUUACCUUGUGUUGGGUAUUGCAACUCACCCAGAAGGCUUUCAUGGAUGGGUAAGUGAGAGUCAUUAGUUAAUUUCUGCUCCCACCCACCCCCCACUCUCCCCUUUUAUGUUUCUUUCCUCUUUGUAUAUACAUAGAAAUGUAUAGGAUAUGAAAAGAGAAAUGUGAUGCACAGAACAAUGAAGAUCAAUAGUCAGAUAGCAUUUUUUGUCUAAUUUGAUAUUGGUUGUAGAAGUGUUGCAAAAGCAGAGUAGUCCUUUGCAAGCACAGCUCAAAUGCACGUAAGCAGCUUAAUCAUAGCACAGAAGUUGAUGGCUUUGAGAAGCUAACAUGCCAUUCUGUUCAGAGGUCUGGAACUGAAGACUUCUCAGUUUUCACAUGGGUGGACGAUUGUCUUUCACCAUUCAUGCUCGUUAUGCUUCCUUGCCUCACAUGGGUAGAUUGUGAGCCUGAUUGCUAAGAGAGAUGCAGCUUCAGGAGGAGGUAAUAGAUUCAUCGCAGCUGUUUUCACUGUCACGAGCUAAGGUGCUGCUGUAGAUUUUUGUGGGAUUUGUUUUUCUGUGAGGCUUAAAAAAACUAAACACACACAUUUAAAACAUUUAUAGAAUAGCUGAUGUACAAAAUAAACAUCUGUUAAAGGGAAACUGUAGAUGGGUCAUAAACAGGAAAGUAUUUGAGUUGUCUGCUUUUCUAUUCCUAUGCUUUUAGUAUAAAAAUUCAGUUUUCAUUUUGUGAUUAAAGAAUGUUUUAUUUACUUUGGAAAAAUAGAUCACAAAAUUAUUGACUAGGUCAACUGUUUCCACGUUUUGCAGUCCUGGAAAACUAGGGUGUGUCAGGGAGCACAACGUGCAGCACCCCUGAAACCACACGGAGCAGUGAAGCUACUGAUCAUCAAUGUUUUUCACGCUCUGUAUUACACACAGAGUGUUCAAACUGUUUUGACACACCACUCCUGUAUAUUUGAAGAAUUUUUUGUAUUUUUCUAAUUGUUGAAAAUUUUGCUCAGUGCUCCCAGGGUAAGUCGAGCACUUAGUUGCUGUGCACACAGUACUAAAGCUGUCUUGGUCAAGGUGGCCUCUUGGGAGGUCUUCUCCUCCCUCUUGGACAUUUUGCAGGGUUAUGGUAAGAUGAUAAUUCAGCAUUUUUUCUUGGACGUGCCUUUCAUGCACUGACACAAAUAGACUUUGCUUGCCAAAGAGAUUUUUAAGCCAGGUCUCUCUAUGCACUCACUCAUCCAUUUUGCCAUUUCAUGCCCUUGCAUUUUCUUCUGUCUUUGCAGAUGUCCGAUAGCUCUUGUAAAUACAUGGUGACAGUAGGCCUAUGACUCUGUGAGGUUCAACUCAAACCACAACAAUGUUUUUCUAAUUUUAC